UAAUGAUAUCUUUUCCUAGUCUCUACUUCCAAAAUCCUGUACUUUUGAUUUUUCCCGUUUAUUGUUAGUUAAGAUGCGACUCCUGAGCAGUACGAGCUUUAAACUCGUUGAGUUCGUCGGAGAUAGUAUCCCGCCAUACGCCAUUUUGUCACACACUUGGGCCUCUGAGGAGGUUACGUUUAGCGAUCUGCAGCAGCGGGAGUAUGAACACUUGAAAGGGAUCGCUAAACUCAAAGGCUGUUGUGCUCAAGGGGUACAAGAUGGCCUAGAAUGGGUGUGGAUCGACACCUGCUGCAUCAACAAGUCGUCAAGCGCUGAGUUGUCUCAGGCCAUAAAUUCCAUGAAUUUGUUGUACAAGAAUGCCGAUGUCUGUUACGUUUACUUAUAUGAUGUCCCCCCUCCGGAUCCCUUCGUUGAUGAGCAUCUAUUACAGAUGCUAGAGUUAAUUGCUCUACGAGAGAAGCACCUUGGGCAUUUCCCUGUCGCUCAGCGAAUGUCAUGGGUAUCGAAACGUAAUACCACAAGGGAGGAAGAUAUUGUAUAUUGCCUUCUUGGUAUCUUUGAUAUUAAUAUGCCUCUCCUGUAUGGAGAAGGACGAAGGGCAUUCAUUCGACUGCAAGAAGAGAUCAUGAGGAGAAGAGUGGAUUACAGCAUCUUCCUCUGGCAAUCAACCGCCCUCCACAGCACCACGGGCCUUCUUUGCGAUUCUCCUCAAUACUUCCCUGUUAACGGAGUGGUGACACGGUCCAGUGGUUCCUGCAAAUAUUCUGAUAUCGUGGCGUCGAAAAUCUCUAUUGAGAAUGGGCCUGAAUAUGUGAGACCACCUGAGGUCACCCCCCAAGGCCUUGAAAUGACCGUUCAUAACAAGCCACUCGAAGAUGGCUCUCGGCUAGCCUGGAUCUACUUAACUCAUAAAGAUGGCUUGUAUUACAGAACGAGAGUAGGAUAUAUCGAGAUAGUAGGCACCGAGGGCGAAUUGGAGAGCUUCCAAACAGAGUGUAUGGUCCCUCGGCAAACGCUCGCUUUCAAGUUUUGGCUGAAGUCGACAGCGAAGGAGCAACUCUCAAUCCUCGACAUCUAUCCUGACUGCAACCUCCAACAUCGGCAGGACGGCUCGUAUGCGACGGAACUCGACCUGGCUGCCUGCCCGAAUUCUUUGUCGCGGUAUUUUAUUCGUAAGUGCGUACCGGGUGAACCUCUUGAGGAUAUAGCAAAAGAAAUCAGGAAAGCAGGGCCUCGUGGAGACGAAUCCGAUAGAGUUGUUUUACGCUUGCCGAGCAGCACUUAUGUGACUGUUGCAUUGAAAAGGAGAGCUAGGAGCAGUCGACAUUAUUUGUUUGUUUCCUUAAUACCGGGGAGCUUUGCUACUGAUCCUCAAUACGAAAGAGGGGGACUUUGUAAUAUUAAUCUUCUAAAGAUGCAGCACAUUAAUUAA
Molecule: messenger RNA, 1435 nt
Organism: Fusarium redolens
Lineage: Eukaryota; Fungi; Ascomycota; Sordariomycetes; Hypocreales; Nectriaceae
Product: heterokaryon incompatibility protein-domain-containing protein
Exons: 6
Coding region: 74-1435 (453 amino acids)
Source: RefSeq, a predicted model, not a curated record